AUGGAAUCAGGAGACCAGGCAGGAGAGACGUCAAAAAAGAAAAAGAAAGGCCCAUAUAUGUCAUGGUCAGAUCAAGAAUGUUAUGAGUUAACGGCUAUAUUAGUUGAUGCUAUCAAACGAGGCUGGCGUGACAAAAAUGGUACCAUAAGCAAAACUACGGUAGAGAGAAAAAUACUACCUCUUCUAAAUAAAAAGUUUAAAUGUAAUAAGACUUACACAAAUUAUUUAAGUCGAAUGAAGUCUAUGAAAAAGGAGUAUUCUGUGUAUGCUGCACUUUUUUGGUUUAGUUCUGGUUUUGGAUGGGAUCCCAUCACAAAACAAUUUACAGCUCCAGAUGAUGUGUGGGCAGCCUAUUUGAUGGGGCAUCCAAAUCAUCAUCACAUGCGAACCAGCACUUUCGAAGAUUUUGAGGAUUUGCAACUGAUUUUCGAAAGUGCUAUAGCAAAGGGAAACAACGCGUUUGGACUUGGUGGUGAUUCAAAUGCUGAAACUUUUGAAGAAGAAGAUGAUCUUCAAGCAGGGGAUAAUGUGAACCAUAUGGAGAUUAAUGACGACGAGGUAAAUGAAACACUUCCUAAAGAAAAGCUGCCUACUAGGAAAAGAUCUAAAACUAAUCGUAACGGAGAUCGGUCAGAUUCAAUAAAUCAUGGUGAGUCUUCAGAGAAGGUGCUAUCUGAAAUGAUUGGAGUUGGCACUAACAUCAUAAAUCUUAUUCAACAAAGAGAAGAAAGACAUCAAAGAGAAGUUGAGUUUAGGGAAACUGAGAAAAAAAAGAACAAUGUUUGGGAUGCUAUCAAGGAGAUCCCGGAUCUGGAAGAUCACAUCCGCUAUGAUGCAGUGACCAAGAUCCACACAUUGAAUUUGAAAGACGUAUUUGUGAGCAUGUCUGUUGAAGAACGCUUGGGUUGGAUUCGUCGUAACACUUAAUUAGCUUUUUAUUUUCGAUGCCCUUAAUAAAACAAUACUUAAUUUAGCAUGAAAGACUAGUUACCAGUUAUUUUUACCAAUGUCCUAAAGAUAGUCACAUGCCACUAUCAUUUUGCCGUGUGGGACUAAUAAAAAAAAUGUAGUGUUAUAGAAUACACAUACAUGUGUCUUCACUUUACAUUAUAUACAUUAAAUUUUGAUUGA
Arabidopsis thaliana (thale cress) is the source of this 1131-nucleotide messenger RNA. RefSeq names its product Myb/SANT-like DNA-binding domain protein. The coding region runs from base 1 to 927 and encodes 308 amino acids. The transcript has 2 exons. NCBI's taxonomy places the organism in Eukaryota, Viridiplantae, Streptophyta, Magnoliopsida, Brassicales, Brassicaceae. The record is from RefSeq and is marked reviewed.